This is a messenger RNA of Trichomycterus rosablanca, 2544 nucleotides long. It is a transcript of the gene grtp1a, whose product is annotated as growth hormone regulated TBC protein 1a. The record is from RefSeq and is a predicted model, not a curated record. Lineage: Eukaryota; Metazoa; Chordata; Actinopteri; Siluriformes; Trichomycteridae. The coding region runs from base 439 to 1506 and encodes 355 amino acids. The transcript is spliced from 8 exons.
GUGGCAGUGGGGACACUGGGAAACCCGGUGUGGACGAGGGAAGUGUUCGGGGAUGAAGUGCUGAUGUGUUGGGGAUGAGUUCGGACCGGAGCGCGGUGUGAAGAGUUGGUUUAUUCCAGUACAGCGCAGGUUCAUGGACGCUGAAGCAGAUAAACGUGAUGGAAACGUGACUACAUGAUAAACCUGAGUCCUGCCUUAAAGGCUUUUCUUCUGCGUUUAGUUCUCUCUAAACACUGAUCCCGGAUCAGAUGCUGCACUUUAUUCUUUAUAGUUUUGACGCAUGAAAGCGCAAACUGGACGCACAGAUCCACAUGAGACCCGACACGAUGAAGCGAUGAAGCGAUGAGCUGCGAGUGAAUUUAAGUGAGCGGAUUAAACGUUAUUGUGACCAAGAGACGCUUCACAACCUGCGGAUGAAUCCGAACUUCUGUGGCUACAAUGGAGAGGAAAGUGAACGGGACCGGGUCAGGUCCACAACACCGCAUUAAUGUACCGAGUACAGCAAAGGAAAGAGUUCCCAGUUUGGAUCCGUACGGCUUUGAGAGAUCGAAUGACUUCGAUUACGAGUCCUAUGAGGAGUUUAUGUCGGAGUAUAUGGCCGUUCUCACCAAACGAUCCAUCAAAUGGUCCAAACUACUGCAGGGAAGAAGCCGCAUCGAGAGGAACCUGAAGGUAAAGCGUUAUGUACGGAAAGGAGUCCCCAACGAGCACCGGACUUUGAUCUGGAUGGUGACGAGCGGCUCCCAGGAGCAAAUGGAAAGAAACUCAGGGUAUUAUCACUCGCUGCUUCAGGCCCAACACGACCCCAAACUGGUGGAAACCAUCCGCACAGAUUUGCAUAGGACGUUUCCAGACAACGUGCAGUUCCGGAGGACCGCUGAGCCGUGCUUGCAGAAAGCCUUAUAUAAUGUGCUGCUUGCGUAUGGACACCACAACAAGACGGUCGGGUACUGUCAGGGGAUGAACUUCAUCGCUGGGUACCUCCUCAUAAUCACCAAAGAUGAAGAGAAGUCCUUUUGGUUAAUGGAGGCUCUUUUAAACAGGAUACUUCCAGAUUACUACACACCAUCCAUGUUGGGUCUGAAGACAGACCAGGAAGUGCUGGGAGACCUCGUGAAGACUAAAGCACCGGCUGUGUGGAACACCAUGGCGCAGCACAGCGUCAUGUGGACGCUGGUGGUGUCACGCUGGUUCAUCUGCCUCUUUAUCGACAUCCUACCUGUAGAGACAGUUUUACGGAUCUGGGACAGCCUGUUCUAUGAGGGCUCGAAGAUUCUGUUCCGUGUGGCUCUCACCCUGAUCCGCCACAACCAGGCUUUGAUCUCGCAGGGCCAGCACCUUCCGGACAUUUGUGAGCGCUUUAAACAGAGCACGAGAGGCCCGUUCGUAGAGGACUGCCACGCCUUUAUGCAGCAAAUUUUUAAAGAACCUGGAAGCCUCUCCAUGGUGACCAUUACCAAGCUGCGCGAGGCGCGGCGGGCACAGAUUAUGGCUGAGGAAUAUUAACCAACCAACUUGGGCUUUGGUCCGAAUCACCCAUGAAGCAACCUCAUGAGGGCAUUUUUCUAAACAUUCCUGAGUACUGUUUGCACUUUUAUGAUGUUACUGUUAGAACAGACUGUUCAGAAUCUCAGACGUUGAAGUUAAAGGGAGCUUUUGUCUUAAUUGUUUAGACUUAACUACAACAUACAACUUUACAGUACUAUGUACAUUCAGGGCUAGAGCUGUAUGUUGUGUAGCAUGUAUGCUAACCUCAUAUUAACGAGCACUACAAUAAGGGGAAUGUGUCUGCCAUGUUCAGCUUAUCAACGGCCUUGUGGUCAGUGAUCCAAGUGACCUUAUUGUCAUAAGUGGUGAUGGCACAAGUCCUACAGAUCUGAGCAUAAUAAACGCUUUACUCAAACCUUGUACAAUUCAAAUAUCUUGACUCUGCACUUUCCAUUUUGAAGCCUAUUGGAUUUUGAUUGCUGCAAAACUACUGUGAAAUAAAGAAUCUGGUACUUGUGUUUUACUUUUUUUAGUCGUUUCCAAUUCCUAAUAGCUGCAGAGUAGCACUCGCCCCCUCCAAUACUCGUGUAGUCGUCAGCUUCUUUUCACCUGCUAGAGGUGGGUUCUCACACGUAUAGAGAGUCACGCUAUGCCAUCUGUGAAUGACCCACCACUUAGGCAGCAAAACAACCUUAUCAACCUCGGGCACAGCUAAAUAUGCCUGUUAGAUGCCUGGCCAGGCCGACAGCACGGCUAAGAUCUGAACCCGAGAGCCUGAGCACUCGCUGGUCGCUUUUUAAAAGAUGUCCGUCAGAGUUUGAGUUCUUUAUUUUUUAAUGAACGUCAUUUGUGUGCGCGCCAUGAGACGGUACAAGCAAUACUGACCACAGGUUUAUAAAAUCAGUUCUCUAAAGCUCCUACACUGUAGUUUUUGAUACCUCGAAGCCAUGAAAGGCCACCGCUGACGUUUCUACUGACCAGAAGAUUUCACUGAACAGUUUUGUAAGAGGACAGGUGAUUUAUAUGCAGUACUUUAAUAAACUGAUCUGAAUUACA